UGUGGUUGCUAUGAGACAUAAGUGAAGAGUUUCGCUUUCUUUUCCCCGGUGUUGAUGCUGAGCUGAUCUGCAGAUUGAAGGAAAAUGGCCGGUUUAGAGGUGCUGUACACCUGUGUCGCAGAUCAAAUCUGCUGUCCGCAGGACGCUGUUGUGUGCUUCGUUCACUGGGAAAUGAUAAAGAAUGGAUACAGGUGCAUCGGGUCUGGAGACGAGCCUCGCAGCAGCGAUCAGAAGUCCGAGCUGCUUCCUGCUGACUGGAGCAACAACAAGGAGCUGUACAGUCUCCGCUAUAAAGACGACUCAGACACGCAGGUGGUACUGAAGGCCAUCACUGUGGACUCCACGCUGAUCUUCAACCUGAUGAACUCCAGCACAAAGCAGGUUUUAGACUUGAUGGUGAACGUCAGCGAUCAUGUGAACGUGGAUCAGCUGCAUACAUUCAGCAGCGUGUACAAAGACGCAGACAGUUUGUCACAAAAGGUGACGACUCAGCUGCUCCCCUCCAAAGAGAAACACCCUGAAAAAGCAGAGAAGAGCAGAAGAGAGGAAGAUGAGGAGUUACAUAGAAGAAGAGGAGAAGACAGCGACCCUCUCCGAAUGCCCAGCAGACACCCUCGGCAGGGAGUUCAGCCUCACUGGCCCGACCCAUUUGUUCCUCCGUUCGCAGCUGGAGGAGCAGAUCUGGAUCCGUUCGGAUCUCGCGGUGGUGGUGGGAUGAUAGUCGACCCAUUACGGUCAGGGUAUCCUCGCUCCGGCUUUGACCCGUCUGGUGGUGUACCAGACAUCCUGCCUCCUGGAGCUGUUCCCCCAGGAGCUCGCUUCGACCCGUUUGGACCCAUUGGACGUCACAGACCGGGGCCCGAUCCAGACCACAUGCCCCCACCGGGCUACGAUGACAUGUUCAUGUAACACUCAGUGGUGCUUCCUGCUUUUUUCUAUUCCUGGUUGGACUCGGGUCAGAACAGAUCCAGUGCAGAAUUGCCAACGACCCUCUGAGGAGGAGGAGGAGGGCUUUUCUUUUCAAAUGAAAAUUAAUUAUUCAGGGUUAAGAAGUGGUUCUGGUGUCAGACUUUCAAAGAAAAGAAAUCUUUAUUGGAGUCCAAUAAAAAACAAACUGAGA
Molecule: messenger RNA, 1120 nt
Organism: Girardinichthys multiradiatus
Lineage: Eukaryota; Metazoa; Chordata; Actinopteri; Cyprinodontiformes; Goodeidae
Gene: psmf1
Product: proteasome inhibitor subunit 1
Exons: 7
Coding region: 85-909 (274 amino acids)
Biological process (GO): proteasome-mediated ubiquitin-dependent protein catabolic process
Molecular function (GO): proteasome binding; endopeptidase inhibitor activity
Source: RefSeq, a predicted model, not a curated record